UCUAUUUUGCAAUGUCAUUUGUCACGCGAACAAGUUAAAACAUGUAACAUUAUAUUCAUUUGUUUGGAACGUCAUGGUCUCAUUCGUGAGAAUUUAGGAAAGUGAAAUCACUGUCCUAGUCCAAAGAAGAGAAUUUGGAAGACAAAUGAAGACCCAAAUGUGGCCCAAAUUUUCCAAACAAUUUGCUGGCCGAACGGAAAACUGUUGCCCAACUUUCGAAAGCAGUCCUUCAGUUUCCCGUAAUUUAUUAUUUUCCACGAACAUUUCAAACUUUCUUACACUGACACCCGCGCGAGCCCAAGUAACUUUUCUCGCCGGUCGUCUCCUACUUCGCAUCGUCAUCCCCAAAAACCCUGCGCAAAACCCUAAACCCCAGAACACCAAAAAUGCGCAUAUUCUUAACCUACUCAACCAAUUUCUUCAACCCCAAGUCAAAAACCCUAAACCCCAUCACAUUCCUCCUCUGCAAUCUCACCCCGACCCGACCCAAAUCGCAGUCGACCUCCAUCCCCAAAAAACAAGGCAGAAUCCGCGACCACGGCUACGACAACUACAUGGAAAUCGAAAAAAAGACCCGAAAAGUCCUCAAAUUUCAGGACCUCAUCCUGUCGCAGCCCAACCAAAUCAUCCAAGUCUCCCGGCUCGACCUCCUCGCCCGCCGCUUCGGCUUCAAGCAGAACGAGGCCGGCGUUUUCGUGCUCAAAUUCCCCCACGUUUUCGAGAUUUACGAGCACCCGGUUCAGCGGAUCCUCUACUGCCGGCUGACCCGAAAAGCCCACCUCCAGAUUGAGCAGGAGAAGCAGGCAAUGGUGGCACAAAUCCCCGACGCCGUCACCCGCCUUAGGAAGCUCCUGAUGAUGUCCAACACCGGGCGGCUCCGCCUCGAGCAUGUCCGGAUUGCGAGGGCGGAGUUUGGUCUGCCUGAUGACUUCGAAUACUCGGUAAUUCUCAAGCACCCUGAAUACUUUAGACUGUUUGAUGCGGAGGAAACUAGGAACAAGUACAUUGAGGUUGUCGAGAAAGAUUGUAGUUUAUCUGUUUGUGCUAUUGAGAAACUUAGGGAGAUUGAGUAUAGGGAGAGAGGAAUUGAUGCCGAGGAUAUAAGGUUUUCGUUCAUUGUGAAUUUUCCGCCCGGGUUUAAGAUUGGGAAGUACUAUAGGAUUGCGGUGUGGAAAUGGCAGAGACUUCCGUAUUGGUCUCCGUAUGAGGAUGUUUCCGGUUAUGACUUGAGGUCGAUUGAGGCGCAGAAGCGGAUGGAGAAGAGAGCGGUUGCUGUGAUUCACGAAUUGCUGUCGUUGACUGUGGAGAAGAAGAUUACAUUGGAGAGGAUUGCUCAUUUUAGAAUGGCGAUGAAUUUGCCGAAUAAGUUGAAAGAGUUUCUGCUUCAGCAUCAGGGGAUUUUCUAUAUUUCGACUAGAGGGAAUCACGGGAAGCUUCAUACAGUGUUUCUUAGAGAGGCUUAUAAGAAGGGUGAGUUGAUAGAGUCAAAUGAUUUGUAUUUGGCGAGAAGGAAAUUGGCUGAGUUGGUUUUGAUUAGCCCUAGGAAGGCAAGAAUGGAUAGUGAAUUGGUUAGUUACCGCAGAGAUUGGGAAGACGAUGAGAUGGGGCACGUUGGAAGAGAAUGUGUUGGGAAUGCUUUUGAGGAUUUAGGAGGAGGGAAUGAUGAUAGGCGGGAAAGGGAUGUGGAGGAUGGUACGAACUCAGAUAGUGGUGGUGAUUAUGACUCCGAUGGAUGAGGGUGAUCGAUUGUGGUGAAACUAUGGAGGAAAAGGAUUUCCAUGGAGCAGAGUGGCUGAGAUAGAACUCGUAUUUGGUACUUGAAUCAUCACUGUUGACAGUUAUGGAAGUUUCAGAGGAAAGGAGAAUAUCGACUACUGUAUCAUCUAACUUAAGUGUCUCUGAAACAUGAUGAGUGGUUGAUGAUCAAGGGUGGCAUUUACGUGAAGCAGAAUUGCUUCAUCAUGGACAGCACCUCAUGUGGAGCUGGAUUUUUGAAGAUUGGAGGGCAAAGUUUCGAUGCCAGUAGCCUUUUACGCUUGUGCAGAACUUGAAGAGAUCCUGAAAUUGAAGUUUUUGAGGUGAGUUGCCAUUGCCUCUUUACCUUGUGAAUUUGAAAGAAACCAUUUUUGAAGCAUUUGAAUACAUUGAACUUAAGCGCGAAUAAUUGGACGAGAUUUGCCUUC
Malus domestica (apple) is the source of this 2183-nucleotide messenger RNA. RefSeq names its product protein ROOT PRIMORDIUM DEFECTIVE 1-like. The record is from RefSeq and is a predicted model, not a curated record. NCBI's taxonomy places the organism in Eukaryota, Viridiplantae, Streptophyta, Magnoliopsida, Rosales, Rosaceae. Gene Ontology annotation, molecular function: RNA binding.